This is a messenger RNA of Hippocampus zosterae (dwarf seahorse), 3641 nucleotides long. RefSeq names its product sp8 transcription factor b (gene sp8b). Gene Ontology annotation, biological process: regulation of transcription by RNA polymerase II. Gene Ontology annotation, molecular function: DNA-binding transcription factor activity, RNA polymerase II-specific; RNA polymerase II cis-regulatory region sequence-specific DNA binding. The record is from RefSeq and is a predicted model, not a curated record. Lineage: Eukaryota; Metazoa; Chordata; Actinopteri; Syngnathiformes; Syngnathidae. The transcript has 2 exons. The coding region runs from base 402 to 1700 and encodes 432 amino acids.
ACCGUGGAAGAAUGGGCGGAACGCGUCAUUGUAUUGCACACCUCUAAAAAAAGGGAAAAGAAAAGAAAAAGAAAGAAAAAACACCGCUCGGAUUCAUAAAUAUAAAAAGAUCCUCAGAGGAGGGCUGUGUUUUUUUUUUGUGUGUGUGUGUGUGAUGGCAACUUCACUUCUAGGGGUGAGUCUCCGAAAAGGACUUUCUUGCUGCUUCAAUUAGUUCUUGUCAUUGGCUGCUCCUCUCCUGCUUGGGGGAUUAUACUUUAAAAUCUGGGGGCAAAAUUAAAGCGAGGACAGUGCUGAGCUUCUAUUUUCGGUAGAUGGGAUCAAAGUUGUGUCUGGUGCGCUUCUCUUGUGUGUAAAAGUUUGUCCAGGAGGAGCCGAGGUUGGGAUCGACUCCUUUAGCCAUGUUAGCUGCGACAUGUAACAAAAUAGGGAGUCCGAGCCCUUCGCCUUCCACCAUUUCGGAUAACUCCUCGUCUUUCGGGAAAGGCUUCCACCCGUGGAAGAGAGCCGCCGCCAGUAGCUGCAGCCUUGGCUCCGGCCUGUCCGGCUUCGGGGUGUCCCGCAACGGCUCGGGCAUCUCGGACUCGUUCAGCUCCAAUGGCUCCGCGGGUUCCAGUGCCUUCUCCCUCACAUCUGGCGCCUCGCCCGGCUCCCACUUUGGAAACGACUACUCCGUUUUCCAAGCCUCCGUGUCGAACGGCUCCCAGGAGUCGAGCCACCAGCCGGUGUUCAUCUCCAAGGUGCACACGUCCGUGGACAGCCUGCAGGGCAUCUACCCGAGGAUGAGCGUGGCGCACCCGUACGAGUCGUGGUUCAAGUCGUCUCAUCCCGGCAUCCCCGCGGGAGAGGUAGGGACCACAGGGGCAUCCGCUUGGUGGGACGUAGGGGCCGGCUGGAUUGACGUUCAGAACCCUAACGGAGCAGCACUACAGACGUCGCUACAUUCCGGUGGACUGCAGACGUCCUUGCACUCUCCCCUGGGCGGAUAUAAUUCUGAAUAUUCCACUUUAAGUCACUCUGCCUUCAGUACCAACCCCUCUCCGCACCUGUUGACCACCGGCCAGCACCUGAUGGACGGCUUCAAACCGGUACUCUCGUCUUACCCGGACGCGACCCCGUCUCCGUUAACCGGUGCCGGGGGUACCAUGCUCUCCGGCGCUCCGCCCGCCUCCUUAUCGGCGUCCCCGAGGUCAUCUGCGCGGCGCUACUCGGGCAGAGCCACUUGCGACUGUCCCAAUUGCCAGGAGGCAGAGAGACUGGGACCGGCUGGCGCCAGCCUCCGGAGGAAGGGCCUCCACAGUUGUCACAUCCCCGGUUGCGGGAAGGUUUACGGGAAGACGUCCCACCUCAAGGCGCACUUGCGCUGGCACACCGGCGAGCGACCGUUCGUGUGCAACUGGCUCUUUUGCGGCAAGCGGUUCACGCGCUCCGACGAGCUCCAGCGACACUUACGCACGCACACCGGCGAGAAAAGGUUCGCCUGCCCUGUGUGCAACAAGAGGUUUAUGCGAAGCGACCACCUGAGUAAGCACGUCAAGACUCACAGCGCCGGUGGGUCUGCCGGUUCGGGCUCCGGGGGCAAGAGGGGGAGCGAUACCGAAAGCGAGCACAGCGCACCGGGGAGCCCCCCUUGCCACUCGCCGGACCUGUUGCACCCGGCCGAGGCGAGGCAGGGCGUGGUGGGCAUGAACGGCCUCUAACUCCGUUUCGUUGGCGUUAAAAGUGUGUGAACCACGAGGAAGUGUCGGGAAUAUUCUGGAGGGACAUGACAGUAUAGUGGACAUUACUAUGUGCGUAAUGCUCAUCACGAUUGUCGUUCAGAAUGAGAAAAUCGACCUAUUCGUUUGUCAAUAAGACCACACCGGUGUGUGCACAAAGUUCCAUCGUCACGCCUUUAGAAUUUUUUUUGUUUGGGGUGACAUGGAGAUUAAACAGUACUUUCGUGGACGUCUCAUUAAAAGGCCAACACAUUUCUUGAAUUAUAUGCUUUGAUACACCACGCGUAACAUUGGAACUGUCAAUAAUAAAAUAGGCCUAUACAUUUCCCAAUAUCAUUCCAGGGAUUACACUUCGAUGUAUGUGUGCACAAUAUAUGUCAUCGAUUAAGAAAAUAUGACCAUUCGUUUCUCCACAAGGGCACGCAAAUGCACGAUAUUUUCUGUCAUUUUCGAGGGUCAUUCGGUUUUUUUAGAACGGCAAGACAGUGGACGUCAUUUAGUGUAUGCACAAAACCCAUCAAAAUUCCCCUAUACAUUUUUUAUGAAAGGGCAUUCAUUCAAAUGCAUAUAUACCAUAUAUGCAUAAUGGUCAUUUAUGAAUAAAAUAACAUUUUUCUGUAUGCGAACAUUAACUGAAUGUAAAAAAUCAUAAACGAUUUCUUUCAUUUAAUAAAAAAUAGGCUUGCACAUCUUUUUUUCUUUUGAGACAUAAAUGUUUAACUAUAUAAUUUAAUGCAAAGUAUAAGCUGAAGGACCAAUGUCAUUGAGAAAUUAGAUCUGCAUUUUGGGAAAUUAAUUAAUGUAUUCACAACGAUCCCUUAUCAUUGCAUUUAUGCCGAACAGGCCCCUACAUUUUCCGGGGCUAAUGUCUCAACAGUGUAUAUAUGCACAAUGCUCCGUUAUAAGUGUAUCGUAUUGAGAAAUUAGGCCUACACACUAAUUAAUAAGUACGUGAUAAUUAAUAUAAUUUAGUGUACGGAGCUCCAUCUCGUUUGUUGGGGAAAAUAUAGGCCUAUACAUUAUUAAGUCAAGACCUGACAGUGAACAUACAGUGCAAUGCUUCAUCCUACGUAUCAUUUUUUUUGGGGGGGGGGGGGGGGGGGGUGGAAUAGACAAUAUAUUACUUUUUUUCCAUUGAAAUAUUGCCGUUCCAAUAGAAACAUCCCCUAGUAAAAGUGAAGGAAAAUACGUUUGAUUCACACCUUAUCGUGUAUUUUGGACGGGCUGCAAAAAAAAAAAAAAGUCGUGCUGUCAUACAUUUUGUUCAAGGGCAAACUCUGGCACUUUAUACUACUGAGAAGGAGAGAUUAACAAAUAGCUCGGUUGUGGUAGAAUUGUGGGGUGUUUUUCUUCAAUCUGACCGUCACACACACAACACACACACGCAAACACUUUGUGUCCAGCCCACAUGUGCAUCAAGGGAAGUUUGGAGUUGAGGAGGUCCUUUGACUUAUACGACUGCAAAAUGUGCUGUAAAUAUUGAACCAUGUAGGUUAGAAUAUACGCCCAUGUCAAAGGUGAGUAAUGUAUUUGUCCAGGAGACGAUUUUGUAUAGAUAUUUCUAGUUGUAUAUGGACUCUAGUAAAUAUUUGAAAAUAUACGGAGAUUUGUUUUGUCAUGAUAUGAAAUGUAUUGUGGGGAGUUCUAUUUAACCACGACUUUUCUUGUAUUUAGGGGUGAUAUCAUUAGGCGCACUUUUGAAUUUAUUUGUAAGGUUUGGAAAUGAGUUACUGUUUACCCACUCUUCUUGUUGUUAUUUUUUUUUAUUUAAGUAAGCAUGUUCCAUGUAAAGUGAUUUUAAUUUUACAAUGAUAUCCCUUUUUUCCUCCUUCUGAGAAUGGCUUUUUAUGUGAGCCACUCAAUAAAGUCAUUAUUGACUCAGAAUCACUUUGUUGGGUCGACUAAAUGUGGCAAUGAAACUGA